AGUAGUUCUUCUUUUUUCUUUUUUUUUGUUUUUGUUUUGUUUUUUUUUUCAUAAUACACAUCAGACGACAAAUGUCCUACUUAGAAUAAUCUUCGUAUUAUUUGCAUUCAUAUGAAAAAGCGACAAUCGGUAAGAAAUAAAGUUAGUUGCGAACCGCACCCGCUUUCUGCGCACAAUCGAUAGUGCAUUUCGUUUCUGUCAAAUGGAUAAUGGCAGCGACGAUGAUUGAUACGAUGGCACAAAGUAAUGGAUUUCAAUCGAAAAAGAAAGAAGAUCCAGAAAAUAAAGACAAUUUGUGGUCCUCUAUUCUAGCAGAGGUACAGAAUAGCGGAAAUAACAAACUGCCAUCGAACAAGAAUGUCCUUGUCUUAGGUGACAAUGAAAGUGGUAAAACAACUCUUAUCGCAAAAUUACAAGGAGUGGAAGAUCCAAAAAAAGGCUCUGGUUUAGAGUUUGCGUAUAUCGAUGUUAGAGAUGAUUAUAGGGAUGAUCAAACAAGAUUAUCCGUGUGGGUUUUGGAUGGUGAUCCAGGUCACGCUAAUUUGCUGAGAUUCGCGUUAAAUGCAGAAAGAUUUCCGCAUACGCUUGUUAUGUUAGUAGCCGCAAUGACCACGCCAUGGGCUAUUCUUGAUCAAUUACAGGCAUGGGCUGCUUUAUUAGGCGAUCAUGUUGAUAAAUUAUCUAUAGAUAAUGAUUCUAGGCAACGAUGCAGGCAACAAAACAUUAAAAAAUGGCAAGAGUAUACCGAACCUGGUGAUGAAUUAGAUCCAGGAAGUCCUUUGAGACGUACUAGUCGUAAUCUUGAUGAUGAAACAACUGAUAAUUUACCUUUACCAGAAGGUGUACUUACAACCAAUUUAGGCCUAGACAUUGUCGUGGUUAUAACUAAAACUGAUUACAUGUCUACCCUUGAGAAGGAACACGAUUAUAAAGAUGAAGAUUUUGAUUUUAUGCAACAAUGGAUUAGGCGAUUCUGUUUGCAAUAUGGUGCAGGUCUUUUCUAUACAUCAGUAAAAGAAGAUAAAAACUGUGAUCUAUUGUAUAAAUACCUUACACAUAGAAUUUAUUCAUUACCUUUCAGAACGCCUGCUUUAGUGGUUGAAAAAGAUGCAGUUCUUAUUCCUGCUGGUUGGGAUAAUAUGAAAAAGAUCAGCAUCCUUCAUGAAAAUUUACAAUCGAUGAAACCGAACGAUUAUUAUCGCGAUAUUAUUACACAACCUGCGACAAAUAGAAAGUGUGUGGCAAGGGAAGUAGAAGUUCAAGCGGAAGAUGAACAAGCAUUUUUAGCAAGACAACAAGCUACGUCAUCAGGUUUGAAGGAUCCAACACGUUCACCUACAACAAGGAACCAGGCAAGCCUCGGCCCAGUUAUACAGGUUGCAUCGCCAAACAAGAAAUUGGAUUCUAAAGGUACCGGUACUACCGCUGCAGGAGAGGGUGUAUUAGCUAAUUUCUUCAACUCUCUUCUUUAUAAAAAGACUGCUACACCACCGGGUGUCCCAGGAUCACCAGGAAGUAUAGGUGCGAGUCCUGUUAAGCUUGAUAGUACACCUGUAGAUAAGGCAACAAUGUGCAAUGAUGCGGCAGCGGAAUUAGAUCGUCUUACACAAACCAAGAAAAUAUCUCCACCAAAUUUAAAUUCAUCAUCUGAAUGUUAAAGGAAUAAAUACUCUCUCUUUCUCUCUCUCUCUCUCUCUCUCUCUCUUUUUUUUUCUUUUUUUUUUCUUUUUUGCGAUCCAUCUGUCUAAAAAAAAAAGACAAUAUAGGAAUCUGCAAUAUAUUAAUUUCAUCAUAAUCAAAAGGUCAAUGUGCACACGAAUAAUGCUUAAUUUAUCGUCUAUCGGAUAGGGUACUUGAAAUAUCUUUAUGUCUUGCCUACAAUGAAGAUACGAAGAUAAAAAGUAUUUCGUAUUAAGUAUCCAAUUCUGUAUAUAUAUAUAUAAUAUAUAUAUAUAUAUAUAUAUAUAUAUAUAUAUAUAUAUAUAUAUAUAUAUAUAUAUAUAUAUAUAUAUAUAUAUAUAUACACCAUGAUAUUCGGUACUAUUUUAUUUAUUUCUUCUAUUUAUGUUUAAGAUUGCAUCUAUUGCAUAAUAAUCAACGAGACCUAUUUGAAUUUUAAUUAUUUCAUAUUUUUAGAAAGAUCAGAUUAAAUAAAAUCUCUAAUUAGGCAGCUUGAAGAUAUAUUCUUACAAUUUAAUCAUGUAUAUCAAGAUGAAUAAUUAUGAUCAAAAUAAUAUAGUUGCCAUCUAUUUCAUAUAAUAAACAAGUAGCACAAAAUGCUAUGUUUUAGCUUAAGCGUAGACGGUUUUUAUCGUUUCUAAAGCUUAUAAUAAAAAAAAAAAAAAAAAAAAAAAAAAAGAAAAAACAAUUAAUAUCGAUUCGUUUGAUUAUCUCUUAUAAUUAAUAUAUUGUAAUAUGCAAAUAUUACCUAUUAAAUUGGUUUUUGCUUUCUUUUUUUUUUUUUUUUUUUAAAGGUACUUCCAUUAAUAAUACUAACGCAAAAUUUCAAUUUAGGAUGGGUCGCAAAAUAUUAUAAUGAAAAAUAGCAAUCGAUCGUUAUGAUGGGUAGUUGUCGAUUGAAGAAAAAUUUUCAAAGUUGCUAAAGCAGCCUUAAAUUGUUUUAUGCUAUCAAGCAUGAAGAACAUAAUUAUAAAGGAGAAAUAUUUCGAAACACGUAAAGAUGAUUUUGAGGUAAAUAAUAUAAAAAAAUAUUUAAUAUAAUAGCAAAUUUUGUGAAUUACGUUUACGCACAUGCCCUGUAAUGUUUCUUUUUAGUAAAUUAUUUAGUAAUUCAUUUAGAUGAAUAAGUCAACAAAUUUGUUUUUUUUCUCUCUCUUUUUUUUUUUUAUUUUUUCUUUUUUUUUUUUCUACUGCCAACUGGAUGCAUAUUAUUUUUUUUACGGAUAAAAGCAGAGACAUUUUCAAUAAAUCUCUCUAAUAUCAUGCAUAAUAUAUACAUAUAUAUACAUACAUAUAUAUAUAUAUAUACUGAGUUUGUAAUACUGCUUUUUCUUUUUUUGUGACAAUAGUUCUUCUCUAUGUUCGGUCUAAUUUAUGAAGUGCCGUUAUUAUCAUAGAUGGAUUAAACCGAUACAUGGAAGGAUUUUAUACAAGUUGUCAUUUUGUAGUAUUUCACAGAGAUCGAAAGAUCGUAUGUGCUCAAAGAUGCUACAUGACAGACUGGAAAACAUGUUUUUUUAAAGAAGCAUGUUAAUGCGAUAUACAUAUUAAUACUUUCUUUGUCGCGCGUUCUUUAGAGACUAUAGUUAUCUAAUAACAAAUUUUGUAUAUUCAGUUGACGUAACUAAUGGCUUCAUCUAUGUAAAAUCACUCUCCUAUCCUUGAUGAAAAUAAAUAAUGUUUCAUAAUA
This is a messenger RNA of Vespa crabro (European hornet), 3370 nucleotides long. It is a transcript of the gene Dlic, whose product is annotated as cytoplasmic dynein 1 light intermediate chain 1. Gene Ontology annotation, cellular component: cytoplasmic dynein complex; centrosome. Gene Ontology annotation, biological process: microtubule-based movement; microtubule cytoskeleton organization. The transcript has 10 exons. Gene Ontology annotation, molecular function: dynein heavy chain binding. Lineage: Eukaryota; Metazoa; Arthropoda; Insecta; Hymenoptera; Vespidae. The record is from RefSeq and is a predicted model, not a curated record. Bases 210 to 1658 code for a protein of 482 amino acids.